Messenger RNA from Linepithema humile (Argentine ant), 4610 nucleotides. RefSeq lists its product as uncharacterized. Lineage: Eukaryota; Metazoa; Arthropoda; Insecta; Hymenoptera; Formicidae. The record is from RefSeq and is a predicted model, not a curated record.
AGCGCGCGACUUCGUGCCGUAAGCACACUUCCUGCGGGUCUCUCUCUUCUCUCUGUCUCUCCCGCUCUCUCUCUCCCUCUCUGUUCUCGUCGUCGUAUGUGUAAGUGUGGGUGCGCGUGUGCGCGCUUCUUUCUCGCCUCGCCUCUCCUCCGCCUGUCUGUCUCCACCUCGGGUUCGCUCGUCGCCGCGAGGAUGGCAGGCAAAUAAAAUCGGUGGUGAGCGAUGUAGCGCAGGGGGGAGGGGGUAGUGAUAAUCGCGAAAGAAAGAGGGCAAGAGGACACGCGGGACGCUGUGAGGGACUUUUCGUGCGAUACGAGUGAAUAUAAAAUUGAAAGAGCGAGGCAAAGAGUUUGCGAGUGAUAACGAGGAAAGAAUAAGUCCAAGGAAUUUGCUAGUGUAUAAGAUUUAGAGUGAUAUGUAUUUGAAAACAAGGGGAUGCGCGCGGAAAAGUAGGAUGGAAAGGGAGGUAAUAAUUGAACGAAGACGGAGGCAGAGAGAGAGAGCAUCGGUAAUAUUUAAGAAAUUGAAGUAUCUCAAGUGAAAGCAGAUGUAAUAGUCUGUGUCUUCUCCCAGAUAUGAAGCGGGGUGCGAAUAUUACAUGAAGUGCAACGUGAAUAAUUUAAUUUCGUAAAAAAGAAAUUUUUCUAAAUACAAAAAGAGGCCACACGGCUGCCUGCGAGAAUCCAUCGAGAUUACGAAUACCGCCGAAAAGAAUAUAAAGUUGCGAAUAAUAGAGAGCGAAAAGAAGAUGAGAGUCUACCCGUUUCUUCGCGUGAUCCAGGAAAAAUAACCCACGAACGUUGAUCACGAAAUCUGAACAGUAAUGGUUGAGAAAGAUAAAAAUAUAAGGAGGUGAAAAUAGAGUGUCUGUAGCAAGAUGACGUGAAACAAUAUACACAGAUUUGGAGUGAUUUCAAAGUGACAAGCAUUGAGUGCGAUCAAACGACGAGAUUCUGCUUUCAGCUUCGGUCUCUCCUCCAGUUUUGUUGUCAGGAGUAUUGAUAUUUCGUAGCAAACACUCAAAGACUUGUGACGGACAUCCGAAAUAUGAAAGACAUAUACUUGUUUCCGACAAAGGAUGCGACCAGGAGUUCAUCUUGGGACUCGUUCAAGUCACUCUCGCCGAGUGUCCGCGGAAGGAAAGUACCGACCAAUACGCAGAGGAUGGAAGCAUGAUUCUGGUACCGUGGGUCCGGCGUACUCGACGUAAAACUAGAAGAAGAGCGUCCUGAGGAAAGACGGUGGCAUGACGAGAAAUUGCGGGGAUAUGGACACCCGCGAGGACGGCGGGGUCGGUCGAUCGCGCGGCUCGAAUCUGUUGACUUAGCCGUAUCUAGGGGAAUAUCCCGGCAUGCGUUCGAACAAGCACGUCGUCGUACUUCCGUUUAAGUUACGCAUUACGAGAGAUUUCGUUCGCGGCACGCGACCACGGCAAGGAAAAUCCUCGCGAAUCGCCGACAUCGCCCGCAGAAUAUAAAUGUCUUCGUGACACGGCUCGAGAGAGGAAAUACUCGCGCUCGUCGCCAAUGCCAUCGCAGAAGAUCGUUUCGCGCGAGCAUCGAUCCCCGAUAUUUUCUGUGGCAUGUGUGUGACCCCAACGACGCGGAAAGAAAUUUGCGGCAGUAGAGCCUCGAAGAGACCCGGUACCGUGGGUGGUACCACCUUGUGCCCCUGGCACGGUACCGUUUCCUGAAGAACGAGGCCGGGUAGGCGUGUGUGCGCGUGUGCCCGACUAGAAGAGGAAGAAACACGGGGAACUCAAAGGUACCUUACGGUGCGGUGGUGCCUGCAGCUGAGAGUGUCUCCUCAAAUCGCUCGAGUCGCCAAGCUCUCGGUGCUCGCGUGCACCGUCUCGAAUUGUGCAAGACCAGCUGUGCGAAUCGGUAUCGAACGGUACCGUCGAAGGAUGAGACAAUCCGGCAGAGCAUCGUGAGGAAUAGCGAAAGCGUGCGUACUUUGGUUGUUGGACGAUGACCGACUGGCCGUCGUCGCGGAGAUGACUACCAGGUUAGUGGCUCGUCCCGAAGACGACGACGACGACGACGAGGUCCACGAAGUAGAGCGAGACUCGGCCGUGGGCUAUCACUGCCACUGAUAGAGCCGGCAUCCCGUCGCAGCUCACAUCGAUGCCGACCGCCACAUCCACGAAACGAGGAAUGGGGAGUGUCGGCAGCAACGCGACAGGGACGACGACGAUAGAUCCGACGACGUUCCUGCCAGAUGCAACGCCGACUCUGAGCGAGCGCGAACAGCUCAAAAUCGAAUUUUACAAGACGUACGACGUCAUGACGGGGGUACGGAUAGCCGCGACCCUCGGCGGCUUCUUCAGCUUAAUGGUGCUGCUGGUAGUUUACAAGAGCAGAUGUAAAGCGAGCAAACAACUAGAAGACCCGGCGCUGACUGCGGCGGCAGCCGCAGCAGUUGCGGAAGCUGAAGCUGAAGAACGAGCACUUGCCGCCGCUCUCGAAGCGAUUGCCAGGUUACCACCCAAGCCGGGUCGUGGUCCAAGGAGGUCGUUGUGCGUCGAGAUGAACCCGUCUCAUUCACCCGUGGUGGCACCUCGCUUUGCCUCAGUCGGAGGUGGAUACGACGCCCUAUUGGCACCACCAAUCAGGCAACCGAGGUUGGCUCCCCCCGUCGAUUACAGAAGAUGUAGCUCGGUCACCUGUAGCAGCACUGGAAGUAGUUAUCUGGAACGAAGGGGUUCAGCCAUGGUGAUGCCGUGCCUUCCGCCUCCUCCAUCCUUCCCGCGUCACGCCGCCUACGAUGAGCCAUGGGAUUUAUAUUACCCUAUCGAUAUCCAGGUAAUACAGCCAACGCCGGAUUUAUCGCCAUGCGGUAGCGAGGUCGGCCUCUACGCCGGUGCGGUCGGCAACCUUAUGGCGGCGUCGUCCGGCAGAAGGGCGCCGCUAGCGUCGAUGGGCAGCGUGGAUCCCCCGGAUCCGGACUCCAGAUCGCUCGGCUCCGACUCCGUGUUCUUGAAGAACGAGGACGAGGAGCAGUGCAUCGACACGGAGGACGAGGUUUCGGGCUUCUCCACCGACUCGGACGCGCCUGGGCCGAGCUGUCGGCGAUUCCUGCGGGUGCCUUCUAGAAAAAAACGGACCCUUGAGAAAUGGGACGGAUGCGCGGGCUGUGUGCCCAGACGACGGGCUGGCAGUAAACCCUGCCAAGAAUGCUUGACCAUCAGUGCCGCCGUCGAAACCUCCAGGUCGCAACCAGCCUCAACGACGACCAGUAGCAGUCAGAGUAGCGUGGGAUCUCCACCGUGUUCACCGCCGAUCGAGCUGAGGCAUAGACCACCGCCGCCUGCGCCAUUGCCAUCAAUCCCGCCAAUAUGGUCCCAAGAAACGCUCUUUUAGGGCGCGUCUUUCGUAGCGAGCAUAUUCUUCGAUCUGUUUUUACCGAGACGAAGUUAAAUCCAGAAUGUCGAUAUCCGAGGAAAUCAUUUGCCCGAAAAAUUCAACCUUGAACUCUUUAUUCAAUUUCUCAAUCGCCUUGUCAUUCUUCUGAAAAGUCAUUUCUUCAAAUCCCAUCGUGAUCGAAAUAUCGUUUAGGUAGGCUCAAAAAAACAUUUGUUGAAUUAGUCAGCGGAUCUCAGUUCGUAAUUUACGGAUGCAAAAAUCGUCGCGUAAAAUUGUUAAUAAGAUACAAAAAAAUCCAACUUUUUAUGCGACAAAUUAAAAGCAAACAGAUUAUACCAACAAUAAUCUUUGUAAGUAUCGCAAAGAUGGGGAAGAAUAAAACGAUAAAUUAAAUCGCAACGACGAUGAAGGACAGAAUAGAAAUCUAAGACGGGCGAGACGUGGAAGAACGCGGAAAGCAUUUUCGUUCGAAGAAAUAUCGGAGAUUUUUGAUAUUACGGCGGCGAGUCUCGUCCCGGAACCGGAGCAAACUCAUCCUAAAGUAGUCUAGAUCGAAGCAUUUUACGUCGACUGCGCGGUACACUCUGUAGCAAGCACGAAACCCAGGUCAGAUUACGUCGUCAGUUCAAAGAACGUGUCUUCGACCGGCGUACCGCGAGAUGACGGCGAAAUCUACCUGAGAUUUCAUCUAUCGACAUAUUCCAGACGUCUAUCUCUGUCCCGCGUUCCAUAAUACGUUCGCGAAUAAUGCAUCUGGUCGGAUUUAUCUAACGUUUCUUAACUACCUGUUGUGUAUCCCCGCAGCUACCAGCAUCGCGAACACACAGAGACUUCGCGAGAAUCGGUUUAUCUAGAAUUGCAAGCCGCACCGCACCGCAAUCUCAUUUAGUCGAAGAAAAUUGGACGGCUUCAUUAUUUCCCGUAUUUCUCCACCAUGCUCUCUUCAUGUAAGCAUCCCUCGAAACACGCAGCGCGCACACUCGUGACACUCGUGAUCCAUUUAACAACGAAAACAAGCAAAUGCACUUCCUCACUUGGACAUUCGUGGCGUCCGAAUUGGCACGAGCGAGACGCCAAUCGAGCUCGCAAGAUUUCGAGCAGCCAAAAUUUGGGAUAAGGACGCAAGGUGAUCUAUAUAUCGCACAAAAGAUAAUCCGUGAAACGAGCGGAGAAACUCGUUCCAAAUCGACCAGGGUGAACCACAAAACUCGCAACUCAGGAGACAGUCGGCGGGAGACCGCGACG